Messenger RNA from Acromyrmex echinatior (Panamanian leafcutter ant), 2017 nucleotides. RefSeq names its product Rhesus blood group-associated glycoprotein Rh50 (gene Rh50). Gene Ontology annotation, cellular component: plasma membrane. Gene Ontology annotation, biological process: ammonium transmembrane transport; ammonium homeostasis. NCBI's taxonomy places the organism in Eukaryota, Metazoa, Arthropoda, Insecta, Hymenoptera, Formicidae. The record is from RefSeq and is a predicted model, not a curated record. Gene Ontology annotation, molecular function: ammonium channel activity.
AUAAAUGUAAUGGUCCAAUAGAUAUACGCGAAAAGUGAUGAGGUCAGUGACAAUUUGUGCAACUGUAGUGUAAUUGGAUCGUGUCCACCAUAGAAAGAUAAACAAUAGUAUAUAGAAACCUAUGCCAUCUACACCAGCUGAGCCAAUAUAGAUUAUUCAACAAAAUCAUUUCCACUGCAGUCAUUAUCUAUCUGACCAUUUGAAUUUGCUAUUUAAAUCUAAUAAAUCUGACAAUUGAAUGUGCGAGGCAAAAAUCAAUCAGUGUGAGUGUGAGAAGCACGACUGACAGUUUGAUUAACCUGAAUUAUCGAAAUACGAUGGGAAAGACAAUGUAUAUCUCAGUCACCGAGAAACAGCAAGUAUUGAUGCUAUUUUUGCUCGAGAUCAUCCUAAUCGCGCUAAUAGGGACAUUUAUGUCGUAUGGUCCAGAUGCAAACGCUAAUCUGCUAAAAAAUCGUACCGGCACCGCCGACAAAUCUGGACAAAUAAAAAAACCACAAAACGAUCCGUUACGAAUUUAUCCGAUGUACCAAGAUGUCCAUGUGAUGAUUUGGAUUGGUUUUGGCUUCCUGAUGACGUUCCUCAAGAAGUACAGCCAGAGCGCUGUUGGUCUGACUUUCCUUGUAGGUGCAAUUCUCGUCCAGGUGGCUUUAAUCUGCGAUGGCGUAAUAAAUAUGCAGUUAGGCCAUAAGGCUUACCUCUCAUUAGAGAGUCUGCUUAGUGCAGACGUUGCUGUGGCUACGCCGCUUAUCUCCAUGGGAGCAGUUUUAGGCAAAGUGACUUAUAUGCAACUGGUGUUCAUGGGAAUAGUGGAGUUGAUUAUGUUUACCAUUAAUAAGUAUGUAGGCGAAGAAUUGUUUAUGGCUGUUGACGCUGGUGACAGUAUGUUUGUUCAUGUGUUUGGCGCAUAUUUUGGAUUGGCAGUUAGCUUCGUAUUCGGAUUGAAGGAAAAACCAAAGGAACAUGAUUUGGAAGGAUCGAAUUAUCAAUCAGACAUUUUUGCCAUGAUCGGUACUGUGUUCUUAUGGCUAUUUUGGCCGUCAUUCAAUAGCGCUGCAUUGACAGGAGAUGAUCAACAGAGAGCUAUAAUCAACACUCUGUUAUCAAUAUCUGCGAGUUGCGUGAUCACGUUUGCUGUAUCGGCAUUGGUUUCUAAGGACAACAAAUUUAAUAUGGUACACGUACAAAACUCGACUCUAGCUGGAGGCGUUGCUAUUGGCACAGCUGCAGGUAUGAUGUGUCAACCAGUAGGUGCUUUGAUCAUCGGUGCCAUAUCCGGUGUAAUUAGUGUGCUGGGAUACAAAUACCUUACGCCAUUUAUGCAGAAACAUCUUCGUAUCCAUGACACUUGCGGAGUACAUAAUUUACACGGAAUGCCUGGCGUGAUAGCUGCAUUUUUUGGAGCACUUAUGGCAUGCUUAGCUACGGAAGCCACUUACGAUUAUUCCCUAUACGAAAUUUUUCCUGCGCGAGCACCGAGCUCAGAGCUAAAAAUUAGUGAGAUGCGCGACAAUUAUGGAAUAUCAACAGGAUACAAUAGAACGGCGUAUCAGCAAGCGGGAUAUCAAUUACUGGCGCUAGUGGUUACCCUUGGGAUCUCUAUUGUUUCUGGAUUAAUAACAGGUUUAUUUCUAUGUAUGAUGAUGUGCGGAUGGGUCACUGAGCAGCAGAAAUUUGAUGAUGGGGUUGUCUGGGACUUGGAAGAGGAAUUCCAGCACGAAUUCGGAAAAAAUCGAAAUGAUAACAAUCGCCCUAAUGAUCAUAUAGUUAUGGGCAAUAUUUAACAUGUUGAUAUAAUACACAGUAUAAAAUGUAAAGUACGCUCUCACAAUGUUAUUUAAGCUUGCAUGUAAACAUUAGUAUUAAGUACCAUAUUUCAAUAUUUGUGUAAUUAAUUCUUACUUAAUAAUUAGUUCCUGUUUGCACCUUUAGAAGCCACAAAUGAUUACAAAAAACCGAUUACUUUACGAUACAGAUUUUUACAAUUUGCCAAGUACUAAAAGCAAUUAAUAUCGAC